AUGUUCUCCAGACAGGCAGUGCUGCGCGCCGCGCGGUCGGCCGCUCCCCAGCGUGCCCUCCUGGGCCAGACUCGCUCCUUUGCCGCCCCGGCCUCGGCCGACAAGGUCAAGCCUCCCGUCACCCUCUUCGGCCUCGAUGGCACCUAUGCCACUGCUCUGUACACGGCCGCGGUCAAGACGCAGACGCUGGAGCCCACCGCCAAGGGCAUCGAGAAGCUGGGCGCACUGCUGCAGAAGGACAGCAAGCUCGUCACCAUCCUCGAGGCACCCACCCUGACGGCUGCCGACAAGAGCGCCAUCGUCGCCGAGCUGCAGAAGAGCGCCGGUGCCGCGGGCGAGACCGUCAAGAACUUCCUGGCUACCCUCGCCGAGAACAACCGCCUCGGUCUGCUUCCUGGCGUCUGCAGCAAGUUUGGUGAGCUCAUGAGUGCCGCUCGUGGUGAGGUCGAGAUGGUUGUUACUAGCGCUCAGCCCCUGGAUAACAAGACCCUCGCUCGCCUCGAGGCCGCCGUCUCUAAGUCCGACGUUGUCGGCGCUGGCAAGACCCUCAAGGUUAAGAACACCGUUAACCCCGAUAUCAUUGGCGGCCUGAUCGUCGAGGUCGGUGACAGGACAGUCGACCUCAGCGUCUCCUCGAAGAUCGCCAAGAUGAACAAGCUCCUCACUGACGCUCUGUAA
Molecule: messenger RNA, 678 nt
Organism: Thermochaetoides thermophila DSM 1495
Lineage: Eukaryota; Fungi; Ascomycota; Sordariomycetes; Sordariales; Chaetomiaceae
Product: mitochondrial ATP synthase subunit 5-like protein
Exons: 4
Coding region: 1-678 (225 amino acids)
Biological process (GO): proton motive force-driven mitochondrial ATP synthesis
Cellular component (GO): membrane
Molecular function (GO): proton-transporting ATP synthase activity, rotational mechanism
Source: RefSeq, a predicted model, not a curated record